Molecule: messenger RNA, 1497 nt
Organism: Aspergillus puulaauensis
Lineage: Eukaryota; Fungi; Ascomycota; Eurotiomycetes; Eurotiales; Aspergillaceae
Gene: gatA
Product: 4-aminobutyrate transaminase gatA
Exons: 4
Coding region: 1-1497 (498 amino acids)
Biological process (GO): GABA catabolic process
Cellular component (GO): mitochondrion
Molecular function (GO): pyridoxal phosphate binding
Source: RefSeq, a predicted model, not a curated record
AUGGCUGCUGUAUUCCGCUCCAGCCUUAAGCUGCGAGCUUCCGCUCGUCUGCCGGCUGUUCGCACCAUCACCACCACCCCGCACCUGCGAGCUGCGGAGAAGCCUUACUUCUCCAAUGAGCCUGCUGGUCCCAAGUUGGCCACCGCCAUUCCUGGCCCAAAGAACAAAGCUGCUACCGCAGAGCUGGAUGAGGUCUUUGAUGUCCGCAGCUUGAACAUGCUCGCAGAUUACUCCAAGUCUGUCGGAAACUAUAUCGCCGACCUUGACGGAAACGUUCUUCUCGAUGUCUAUGCUCAAAUUGCUUCUAUCCCUGUCGGUUACAACAACCCUCACCUCCAAAAGGUGGCCGCUUCAUCUGAGAUGGCGAGCUCCUUGAUCAACAGACCAGCCCUCGGCAACUUCCCCUCCGCAGAUUGGUCUCACGUCCUGAAGACCGGUAUCCUCAAGGCUGCUCCCAAGGGCCUGGACCAGGUGUUCACCGCCAUGGCUGGCUCCGACGCCAACGAGACUGCCUACAAGGCCGCUUUCAUGUACUACCGUCAGCUGCAGCGCGGUGGUCCCGAGAAGGAGUUCACCGAGGAAGAGCUUCAGUCGACCAUGGUGAACCAGAGCCCUGGAUCUCCUCAGUUGUCUAUCAUGUCUUUCAAGGCUGGCUUCCACGGUCGCCUCUUCGGUAGUCUGUCUACCACUCGCAGCAAGCCCAUCCACAAGCUUGACAUCCCUGCGUUUGACUGGCCUCAGGCUCCCUUCCCCUCUCUCAAGUACCCUCUUGAGGAGCACGCUCGCGAGAAUGCUGAGGAGGAGCAGCGCUGCCUCCAGGAAGCUGAGCGCCUUAUCAAGGAAUGGCACAACCCCGUCGCUGCCAUCAUUGUGGAGCCCAUCCAGUCCGAGGGUGGUGACAACCACGCCUCUCCUGCCUUCUUCCGUGGCCUCCGUGAGAUCACCAAGCGCAACAAUGUCCUCUUCAUUGUCGAUGAGGUCCAGACUGGUGUCGGUGCCACUGGAAAGUUCUGGGCUCACGACCACUGGAACCUUGAGACUCCUCCUGACAUGGUUACCUUCUCCAAGAAGGCCCAAACUGCUGGUUACUACUUCGGUAACCCCGCCCUGCGUCCCAACAAGCCCUACCGUCAGUUCAACACCUGGAUGGGUGACCCCUCCCGCGCCCUCAUCUUCCGUGGCAUCAUCGAGGAGAUUGAGCGUCUGUCCCUCGUCGAAACCACUGCCGCAACUGGUGAAUACCUUUACUCUGGCCUUGAGCGCCUUGCGAAGCAGUACCCCGAGCACCUGCAGAACCUUCGUGGCAAGGGCCAGGGUACGUUCAUUGCUUGGGAUACUCCUAAGCGUGAUGAGUUCCUUGCCAAGGGCAAGGGUUCUGGUAUCAACAUUGGUGGAAGCGGCCAGAGCGCCGUCCGCCUGCGACCCAUGCUGAUCUUCCAGAAGCACCACGCUGAUAUCCUCCUUGAGAGCGUCGAAAAGAUUAUCAAGCAGCUGUAG